Molecule: messenger RNA, 3911 nt
Organism: Calypte anna (Anna's hummingbird)
Lineage: Eukaryota; Metazoa; Chordata; Aves; Apodiformes; Trochilidae
Gene: CCDC51
Product: coiled-coil domain containing 51
Exons: 5
Coding region: 539-1786 (415 amino acids)
Source: RefSeq, a predicted model, not a curated record
GGGCAGGUAGGAGGGGCUGCCCGGGCGGGAGGGUACGGCAGCGGCAGGCGGCUCGGCGGGACCCUCGGGGAGGGCUGCCCGGGGCGAGGGAGUGGCUCAACCCGCACUCUGCCGCGCACGCAGCCACGGGCUCCCUCUGGAGCGGGAGUCGGGCGCGGCCUAGGGGAGAGCCGGCGGCGGGAACCCCUUCCCCGGCCGGGCCGCUCCGCUCCGCUCCGUGCCGCCGGUCACCUUUUGGCUGAGAAUUGUUAAUUCCCAUGACAUGGUACACUGAGCUUGAAUGUGAAAGCAUGAGGCAAAAUUUCAUAUGGCAGUUGCUUCUGUGCUGAGGGAUUAGUUUAAUCUGAAGCUGCUUCUGCUGGUGCUGGAUCUGCACAUGAUCAGUGUUCACAACGUGAAUGAAUUAAUCAAGAAGCAUGGUGAGAGUACUUUCUAACAGUAGAAGAGCAGGAGUCUAUAGCAGAACUGCUCUUUGCUGAAAGCUGUGGAAAGUUCUGUAGCACUUUUAUACAAUGCUUAAAUUCCAGACAGGGGGCCAAUGAAAUAUAAGUCAAGAGUGUCCUCGGUGUCCUGUGGUCUGCAAUAUCACCACUCAUCAAUAAAGUGGAGCCCAAAAAUGAAUUUACACAUAGUGAGGACUUACUGCUCCUCGGCACCCAAGAGGCCUGAAGCCAAAUCUGCCGUGGAAGUGGCCGUGGGUCUCCUCAAUCGGCUGACAGAAGCUGGGACUGUUGUGGGAAAAAACUCCCUGAAAAAAGUAUCUGCAACGUGCAAGACUUGGUGGGACAGAUAUGAAGAGUUUGUUGGGAUUAAUGAAGUUCGAGAGGCUCAGGGAAAAGUAACAGAGGCUGAAAAUAUCUUUAUGGUAGCUCGAGGGAUAGUACGAGAGGCUCGUGAAAAUGUAGAAGCACAACAGAUUAAACUGAAGGAGAUUCGGGACCGCUUAGACAGGGUUUCUCGGGAUGACACCCAGUAUUUGGAACUGGCUACUCUGGAACACAGGUUGCUGCAGGAAGAGAAGAGGUACCGAGCUGCCUAUUUAAAUGCAGAAGAAUCUGAGAGAGAAAAGUUCUCUCUCUUCUCUGCAGCUGUAAGGGAAAGUCAUGAGAAAGAGCGAACAAGAGCUGAAAAAACAAAGAACUGGUCUAUUAUUGGUUCUGUACUGGGAGCCAUUAUAGGUGUUCUUGGUUCCACCUAUGUUAAUCGAGUAAGGUUGCAAGAAUUGAAAGUCUUGGUGCUUGAAGCACAGAAGGGCCCAAUAAAUCUGCAAGAAGCCAUCAAAGAACAGGCCUCCAGUUAUUACGUACAGCAGAAGGACCUCAGUGACGUCAUAGCAGACCUGAAAAACAUGCUGCAAACAAGGACAUCACAGGAAAUAAAAGAAGGCAUUUUGUUAACUAAAGACAGGAGUGACUCCAUAAAAAUAGAUUCUCUUUUAAAGCCUUUAAAUGAACAGCUAAACUACACUAAACAAGUCAGCUCCUGUCUGGAGAGUUUACAACAGCAGUUUAACAGCCUGCAGGACAGUAUAGCCCGAAUGAUUUCUGAGCUGCAGAGUGUUAAACUUGCAGUCCAUUCUAGACCUGCAGAAAGAGUGGUGCCAAGGUCUUCAGGGGAGGGUAAGGGGCAGGCUUCUGCUGUCAGAGAUGUGAUUUUGGAGUUGUGUGAUACCGAGCAGAGACUGGAAGCACAAAUCAAGAGAAAUUCUAUUUACAGCACCGCAGUGACAUGUGCUAUGUUUGCAAUUACCCUGCCAGUACUCUAUAUUAUACUUAAAGGGAACUGAUCUAUAGUUAAUUGCCACUCUUUAGUAGGUUAAUAAAAGUAAACUUGCACUCUGCAUACUUAGAGUACAAGUCCAAAUGAAGUUGUGUUAGCAUUUCUUGUUAUGCUUUCUCCUGUAUACUUGGAAAACUUGUGAAGACUUAGUCCAUCUACUUCUGUAGCCUCCAUGUUAACAGUCUCUGUCAUACAUUGGGUUUUUUAACUCCUCAUGUAAAGAAAAUUCUAGUUUCAUCUCUUGAUUUCAUUCACUGUUUCACUCUUUUACUGUCUAUUCUUAACUAUCAUGCUGGUCAGUGACUUCCACUGUGGAACUGUAUUUGUGAUUUUCUGUUCAAAUGAUUCUUUUCAUCUAUCACUGAUAUACGUGUUUCAUGUGUAAUCCUUUAUAAUUUUGCUCUGGUUUUCUUCAUAGUUUUGCAGAUUGUCCAUAUGCAAAACUGGUAGAAAUAUUUGCCUGGAUUUUUUUUUUUUAAUUCUGUAUACAGUGCAGUGCCUUGCAACAUGACAAUCAACAGGACCCAUCUCAGUAAGGAGGAUUGAAGUUAGCAUGAUACAGUGUGGCUGCAUAGGCAGGUGAUGCAACUUAAAUGUAUUUUAACUGCUUGUGGUAACAUCUCCAUAGGGUGGUUUGUUGUGAAGCAUCCAGGAGCAUUUCUGGAGCUGCCACUAUUUGUUACUGAUACUUCCAUGUCCUUGCUUGCAGGCAGGGACAGGUUGAAAAGGGUUCAGGUACAGAGAUGUAUAAAGUAUGAUCAUGAUUAUUAUACCAAUGGAAGCUAAUUAUCCUUUCUCUACAGACUCCUUAACCCAUCACUUCCUAGUUAUUUUGUGGGUUUAGUAAUCAUAUAUGGAGCAGUCACUUUCCUAUCUCUGACAUUAUCUCAUUGGAACUGCCUUUGGGUUUUUUGGUUGUUUUUUUUUCAGUUUUGUCCUGUCUGGAAAUAGAAAUGCUGUUCUACAGCAGAUGCUUUUAAACCAGUGCAUUAAUCAUAAUAGCAUUGUGCAAAGUACUCCAAAAUAGUAUUUGGAAAAAAGUGAAAGGUCCAGCUCCCUGUUUUUCCUGGAAGGUGAAGAAUGGUUGAUUGAGCAAAAAGGCUUGUCUGAACGGCUAAACAUCAGUAUCUGUGUGUGGCCUCACACAGAGUUGUUGGUAUCACUGUGAUAAGGAGUAGUUUUCUCCAUGUGAUGGUACCAGAUAUGCAAAUCAGAUGAGGAACUCCUGCUUUAUGAGCACUCUGUGGAACCUUCACAGACAAAGGAUGACAAACUCACUUUAUGCUGUAAUGCCUUUGUGUAAGCAUUUCAGAAUGACUAAAUCGUGUUUAGCAUCCAGUCUGCUGUGGUGGUUGUUUGGUUUUUGUUUGGUUGGUUUUUUUCUAUUGGGUCUUUCUAGUUCUUUCUGCCCAGUAACCAUGUUAGAAGAGUUUGAAGUUUUGACUAUGAGCUCCUAAGGCUGUAAGGUCUUUGGGACAGUGACAUUUGCUUGAUAAGGCACCAGCUUCACUUGGCUCUAUCAUUAGGUGCUCUUAUAACGUGACAGAAUAAACAAACACUAUUAGGGAAGGUUUAUGGUAAUUCACUAAUUUUAAGGAAGGUGAAUUAUGCAAGAAGUGGUUUUGGGAAAGACCACUGCUGAUUUAUAGAUAGCUUGUUUGGAGUGUAAAGUGAAUAAAAAGUACUUGUCAGGGAAGCUGUCUGAUCUGAUGGCUGGAGAACUGGGAUUCACAUGCACUUCUCUGCCUCAAGAAGUAUACUGUACUUACAGAUCAAUACACUUUCAAAUCUGAAAUAUUUCAGUGUCUCUUCACAGGUGUUUUUACAGGUUGUGCUUCUUGCAGGAGCUUGAUGAAAGUCAGAUAAAAGUGUAAUUAAAGAAGAAGGGAUAGUACAAUGGUUCUAUUUACUUUGCUAGAAUUAGUCACUGAGAAUUUUGUUCUGGUUUGGUUUUAUUAUUUUCCUCCAAUUUAACUGCGUAAAGUUAGGUCCCCUUAUUGUGUAAGCUGCUGAAUAUUAGGCAGCUAAACUUGAAAGUUUCAGCACUCACUGAAUUGUACUUGGCAGCAUCAAAAAUGAGCAAAGGUGCAAGGCUAAGCUUGUCUACAGAAAAUAAAACAAUACAGAACCAA